This is a messenger RNA of Anisakis simplex (herring worm), 201 nucleotides long. NCBI's taxonomy places the organism in Eukaryota, Metazoa, Nematoda, Chromadorea, Rhabditida, Anisakidae. The record is from the annotation of a GenBank genome assembly.
UGUGCAAAUGCACUAGUGUUAAGGGAAAUUGUUGGAAAGGAGAACAAUAUUGCCGUGCUCAGACUGAAUAGACCGAAACGACUGAAUGCCUUAUGUGAGCAAUUGAUCGACGAGCUGUUGACAGCACUCGAAGAGUACGAUAAGAAUGAGAACAUCAAAGUGAUCGUAAUAACUGGAUCCGAUCGAGUAUUUUCUGGUUAG